CUUCUAGUCAGAUCUCAGGUUUUUGUGCAAACCUUUCCAGUUGAAGCAAUCUUUCAGAUUUCGGGAGCGAAGCACUGUGUGACAGGGUAUAUAGCUUUUGCCGUGGCUUGCAUCCCUUGUAUUGCUCUGGCCACCAUGGAGUUGUCUUAUGCGUACGAUCAUUUUGACCCUCGGAUCCAGAAUGCCGGCAAUGGCAACAAAGAGUUAUGCCGUGUCCUUGGCGCGUGCCGUGGGGCGAAGGUGUCCCCUGCUACUCUUCGACGUCUGGGGGACGAGCUGGCACCUACAAAGCCCCAGAAGGCUGCAGCUCAAAAAGCAAUCGACCAGGUUGUUCGCGCUGUCCAAUCUCUUCCAAAUUUUGGCGUCGACAGGUGCUGCGUGUCAGGAUCGUUUGGGAAGGGAACAGCACUUCGUAAUUUUGACAUAGACCUUGUCUUGUUCCUGAACAACGAACAGCCUCCUUUUACUAACAGUCUCCGGGUAUUGACAAGGCAGUUGCCGCCAAUGCUUCCAGGCCUUGACAUGGAGAUGACAACACCUUACUCAGUGCAGUUUUGUUUGGAUGGGUUCAAUUUUGACCUCCUUCCAGCACCCAACUUCACAAAAGCUAAUCACAGCGAUAAGGAGCAGAUGCAGUACAAAGAGUCCAUGAAGAAAAUUGCAGCUUUGGAUGAAAAAAGAUUCGCCAAGGAUGUACGAUACUGGGGUCCAGCUUUGGCCGAGUCCACUGUGAAGUAUAUGAAGUCCCAGCCUCCCUUUGUGAAUGCUGCUGUCAGGCUGGCCAAGUUAUGGAAGAAGGCUUGUGCGGCGGGACCCCACACAUUUCCCAGGUGGUUCUCGUCGUUCGUUGUCGAGAUCAUUGCCUCUGAGAUUGCAACGAGGGAGCUGACAGAGAAUCCAAACAACGCAAGUCUUGUACGGGUUCUUACGGAGCUCCUUAAGGCUCUAACCGAACCUCACAAGCUUUGCAUCAUUGGAAAUAAGCACAGAGAUAGCGAUAUUCCCCUUGGAGUAAAACAGCAACGCCCUCUGGUAUUGGACCCUGUGAACCCAACGUGCAACCUGGCAAAGCAGUUGCGUGACUGGGCAAGCAUUCGCCUGCUUGCUGCGUCCAGCUUGAAGCUGCUACAGAAAGAUACUGUCACGAUUUCUGAGCUGUUUCAGCCCCAAUUGAGCGAAUCUCUUGGCUUUGCUUAUCGAUUCUGUAGCUUUCGACUGCGUUCCAUAUCCGCUUCGGCCUGGAUUCAGAAGCUUGAGGUACGAACCAUUCGCUCUUUGAAUGGCAAGCCCAUGAACCCGGGUGUUGAGUGGCGUUCCCGAGACAGGCUCGACACGAGGGCGUUUCCAGAGAACAUUCGGGACAUAUUUUACGGUGAUCUCCACGACUAUGUCCAUGUUUGCACCACUGCGUUGCUCUGGCACACGAAGGGCAACCAGGGCCGCGAAGUCGCCGCAGCUUCCGCUUUUGUGGACGAUAUGCUGCUGCAGGUAUUUGGCCAGGAAAAGUGUUAUUGGCGUCCCACUAGCGAGACGCAUGAUUCAAAGGAUGUUACGUUUACGUUUGGUCAGGUCCCCAUUCCGUCUCCCAAGGAUGAUCUUCGUUUCAUUUCCCUCAAGCUCUCUGUGGAUCUCAAGGAGGACCAACUUUACCGCGUCGCAUACGAGAUCCAACGUGACUUGAACAGGCAGGGAGAAGAUAUGGACGAUGGAUAUUGAAUACGUAGUUGAAAAUCACUGAGUUGUGGCAAGCAAGUCUCCACUCCCAGAAUGCUUAAUUAACUGAUACAGGAAGUAUACAGUGGUAGGGCGAGAUCUUCAGAACUUGAUCCCAGGUCAUUUCUGAAGCCCGUGCCAAGGCCACGGUGUAUCGUAGAUGUACAGUCCAGCCUGUUUGAUUGAUUGCAUGCAGCUUUCUCUUGUGACUCCACUCUACUAGCUAGGAAACCUUGACUUCACUAUAAUAUGUUGUUCCCUGUC
Seminavis robusta is the source of this 1977-nucleotide messenger RNA. The record is from the annotation of a GenBank genome assembly. NCBI's taxonomy places the organism in Eukaryota, Bacillariophyta, Bacillariophyceae, Naviculales, Naviculaceae.